Molecule: messenger RNA, 3419 nt
Organism: Manihot esculenta (cassava)
Lineage: Eukaryota; Viridiplantae; Streptophyta; Magnoliopsida; Malpighiales; Euphorbiaceae
Product: piriformospora indica-insensitive protein 2
Exons: 2
Coding region: 1808-3247 (479 amino acids)
Cellular component (GO): plasma membrane
Molecular function (GO): protein binding
Source: RefSeq, a predicted model, not a curated record
GGAGUAGCUUUGUUCCUGUUAUUCUUUCUCGCAAAGCUGGGUUGAUCUAACAUCCAACGAAGCAUGUUCGUCCUUGAUGGGGGAGCAUAAGCUGUUUUUUUUUUUUUUUCCCUUUCUUUUAUAAGUAUCAAGCACAAGGCAAGGGAAGUUGCAUGUCAAAUCUCUAUAGCACAUCUACAGAGAACUAAAGCAUCACGAUGAUACUUGAAUAACUUAGCUUCCCUCAGCAAUUGGUACCUUCUAGUUUCAUCAUGACCGAAAAGUGAAAUUGCUGAUUUCUUCUUCCGGAGAGUUUCAGUUGGAGUUUCAAGGGCUAGUUGCGGGUUUCAUGGACAUUUUUACGUAGCCUGACCUCUCUUGAACCGCUAAAGAUGCAACCUGUUGCAUCUGGUGAUACGUAUUUGUUCUUAGCCUAUUAACGUAUCGUUUGGCGCCUAUUCCUCAUUGAAUAGGUUGGCAAGAUAUGUUUAGUAAUCUCUUGAUGUAAUAAGUACUAUUUCUUUUUCCUACAUAUUUACCAACAAAAAAUAUUCUUUAUUGGCAAAAGAAACAAAGAACAAAUAUCUAUGGAAAGACAGUGAAACAAGGAAAAAAUUUCAGGCGUCAAUGUCAAAAUGAGAAGAUAAUAUCUAUAAAGUGAAAAGAUUUGUGUAAAAAGCUGUGCUAUGGUUUUGUUGCCUUGAAUGAGCAUUUGCAGAUUCUAUCCCCAGUUACCAUUUACUCCAUCAACCACCCUUCAAUUGACUCUUCCUCUAAACCUAUUUGCAGGUUUAGAACACAGCAAGUGUACUCACUUUUUACAACAACAAUGCUUUUCUUGUCUUUUUACUCUCUGUGACAUGUGCUGAUACGUCCGCAGAAAGAAAGAACAAAAAAUCGACACGGAAAACCAAAAUUUGUCUUGCAUGCAUUUACAUGCACUCUUUCUUUUGCAUGGCCACUGGAUAAUGGUCUCCCCUUCUUCCUCUCAACACUCAAGCCCAAACCCUAAAGUUUCUAACUAACCUUUCCUCUUUAACCACCUUCCCAACCAUAAAUCUUUCAACUGCCACUUACUUUUUACCAUUUCAAGAAAACGAUUCAAUGAAUCUGACAAUAACUCGUUUUUUUUUUCUAUUAUGGAAAAACAAAAGAAACAAUUUUUAUCAUGGGUUCAUAGUAAAAACCGUAUAAAGGGUCAGUCUUCCUUCCUUUCUCUUUCUAUACAAUACAGCUCAAUCUCCUCCUACUCUGUUCCUAUAUUUACUGCAAUUACUAUUAUCAUACUUCCACAGUAUUGAGACGUGUGCUUGGGUCUUGUGUUCUCUGCCUCUAUAUUGCUUUCCUUAGUUUUCAUAGCCACAAGGAAGCUAGUGCAAGUUCUUGAGUUUUGCUUCCUCACUUUGCUUCUCUUUUCUCUUCACUGCUGCUACUGCUCUGCUACUAAUACUUCUCUAUCAGUGGUUUUGAGAUGAAGCCUAGGAGAACAACCAGAAGAUCCGAAAAACCGUAUGUUCCCCACCAAAAUCUCACACUUCCAAUGUAGGAUCCAAGUCACAUAUCUUCCAAUUUAGCACAUAACAGGUUUUCUCCAGGGUCUCAUCUAAUAUUUUUGCACCAAUUUGGUGGUCUUUCCUUAUGCUUUUCCCUCUGGUUUCUGUUUCUUUUGGCAUAUAGAUCUUCUGUUAUUUUACAUGUAAGGUCUUUUAUAUUGAUCAGGAUGUUCGCCUGGGCUCAACCCAAUCCAAGCGCAUUCGCUCUGAUUUCCUCUGUUAUCGUUCUGUUUUCUUCUAAUUAGUUCUAAAGAACUUUUGACAUUUUUCUAACCAUGAGGCGUGUUUUCCCCCCUAAGAAAGUCAUCUUGGUGUUAUUAUGUUUGUUGGUUUGGUGCUCUGGGGAAACAGAAAAUGCUGCAGCCCCAAUGGAGGAAGGGGAGCAAGCAUCACUGUACUCUGCCAUACAGGGAUUUGUUGGUAACUGGUGGAAUGGCUCAGAUCUCUAUCCAGAUCCCUGUGGUUGGACUCCUAUACAGGGAGUCUCUUGUGAUAUCUUUGAUGGGCUUUGGUAUGUGACUUCCUUGAGCAUUGGACCUAUUAACGACAACUCUCUUGAUUGUGCCUCAAAUGCCGAGUUUAGGCCACAACUGUUUGAGCUUAAGCACCUCAAGUCUCUAUCGUUCUUCAAUUGCUUUAUGUCACCCUUCAAACAUCCCACCACCAUUAAUGGCAAAAAAUGGGAAAAACUUGCAGAGAACUUGGAAAUAUUAGAGUUUAGAUCGAACCCUGGUCUUAUUGGACAAGUUCCUGAUAGUUUCAGUAGCCUAGUUAAGUUGCAGUCUCUAGUGCUACUUGAAAAUGGUCUGACAGGCGAAUUGCCACGAAAUGUAAGUAAAUUAGCCAGCUUGAAGAAGCUAGUUCUUGCUGGUAACUGCUUUAAUGGUAAGAUUCCAGAUAGUUUUGGUGGAUUAAGUGAGCUGUUAAUCUUGGAUUUAAGCAGGAACUCACUAUCUGGGUCUUUGCCUUCGAGUUUUAGAGGCCUUGUCUCCCUGUUGAAACUUGAUUUGAGCAACAAUCUGCUAGAAGGGAACCUGCCAUUAGAGAUUAGUUAUCUGAAGAAUUUGACACUUUUGGACCUAAGAAACAACAAAUUCUCUGGUGGGUUGACAAAUUCACUUCAGAAGAUGGAUUCCUUGGAAGAGAUGGCACUGUCAAACAACCCAAUUGGCGGAGACCUCCAGGCCAUAGAGUGGCACAACCUACAGAAGUUAGCUAUUUUGGACCUCUCUAACAUGGGCUUGACAGGUGGCAUCCCUCUGUCUCUUGCUAAGUUAAGAAGAUUGAGAUUUUUGGGUCUUAGUGACAACAAUCUCACAGGCAAUCUCUCACCAAAGCUAGCAACUUUACCUUGUGUCAGUGCGCUCUACAUAAAUGGAAACAAUCUGACAGGAAAGCUCCAAUUUUCUGAGUGGUUUUACAGGAAAAUGGGUAGGCGUUUCAGGGCUUGGAAUAAUCCAAAUCUGUGUUUCCCUAUUGGGUUACUCUCUAAAGGCUAUGUUCCUUAUGGGGUUAAAUCAUGCCAACAAGAGGUCACGUUGCUUGAACCCAAUUCAGAUUCCAAGUUGUACAGUGGCAAAUUGAACCAGAGUUCCCAUUACAUGGUCUCUUUGGGAUUCUCAAGCUGUGGCAUUUAUGGGUUCUGGUGGAUUCUGGUUCAGAUAUUUAUGAUGGUCCUACUCUUGGGUAGCUUCCAAUUGGCCCUUGUUGAGUAGAUAGCAUAGAGACAAGAGAGCAACUCAUGCAACAUUAGAUGACCUUCCAUUCUCUUUAUCUGGUUGUCAACUAACAAGAAGCUAAUUGCUUGUGUCUUUUAUACAAAUCUCUCGUAUGCAAUGUAGGUUGAGAUCUGUUUAAUGAAUUACAUUCCCUCUGAUCUCUCCAACC